AUGACGUCAUCGCACGAUUUUACCAAAUUGAAGGAAUUGUACACAGCCGCCGGACAGGGGCAGGUCUUUCGCUUCGAGGAGAAGUUGAAUGAGGAGGAGAAGAUCGCCUUCUAUGAACAGCUACAGACUAUCGAUGUGGAAGACCUGGCGAAGAAGUACGCCGCCGCGACCAAUCCUUGCGGAGUGGGUCAGAACUCAGCGAGGAUUGAGCCCCUGCAAGCGUCUGUCAAGAUUGCGGAAGCGAAGCCCGAGGAGAGGGCUCGAUGGGAAGAGCUCGGCUACCAGAAGAUUGCCGAGGGCAAGGGCACGCGCCUGGGCUGUCCCGACCCCAAGGGUACUGUGGACAUCGGCCUCCUCUCCCACAGGUCGCUGUUUCAGAUUCAGGCGGAGCGCCUGAUCAAACUGCAGCAGCUGGUGACCGACAGACUGGGCAAGCCAUGCAAACCGAUACGGUGGUAUGUGAUGACCAGCAUCGACACGGACGACAAGACGCAGAACUUCUUCAAGGACCACAACUACUUCGGCCUCAACGCGCAGGACGCCGUUUUCUUCCAGCAGGGCCUGUUGCCGUGCCUCACCAAGGACGGCCACAUCAUGCUCGAGUCCGCUGGCCGCGUAGCCAUGGCACCGGACGGCAACGGAGGGCUCUACCACGCGCUCGACAAGUGGGGAAUCCUACAGGACAUGAGGAAGAACGAGGUCGAGUACAUGUUCCAGUAUUGUGUAGACAACAUCCUCAUCAAGAUGGUGGAUCCCGUGUUCCUGGGUUUCCUCUACGAGUCUGCCGCUGACGUGGGCUGCAAGGUCGCUCCCAAGUCUGCGCCCAAUGAGGCUGUGGGUGUCCUCGCCCUGCGAGACGGCAAGUACGGCGUCAUCGAGUACAGCGAGAUCGACAAGGAGCUGGCCGCCAAGCGGGACGAAAAGACGGGCGAGCUCAUGUUCAACGCCGGCCAUCUGUGCAUGAACACGUACCGCAUCGAUUUCCUCGAGAAGGCGGCUCGCGAAUACUCAAGCUCCCUGCCUUACCACUUGGCCUUCAAGAAGAUCCACUGUGCCGAUGAAGAGGGCAACCCGGUCAUCGCCACCGCCAACAAUGGCUACAAGCUGGAGCAGUUCAUUUUCGACGUGUUCGAGCACGCCAACAAGUUGGUGGCCUUUGAGAUCGUGCGCGAGGAGGAGUUCUCGCCGCUCAAGAACGCCUCGGGCGCGGGCAAGGACUGCCCCGAGACCUGCCGGCGGGACCUCUACAACCUCCACAAGCGUUACAUCACCCGCGCCGGCGGCCGCUUCCUCGAGCGGGCCACCAACGGCUCGGCGGCCGCCACCAACUCAAGCGGCGGCGACGAGCAGCUGGACGAGGUGGAGAUCUCGCCGCUGGUCUCGUACGCCGGCGAGGGCCUGGAGGGCGUCAAGGGCCAGACCUACGCCGUGCGCGACGGCGGUGGACCGGGGCUCAGCGUGCAUCACUUUAACUGA
Acanthamoeba castellanii str. Neff is the source of this 1476-nucleotide messenger RNA. Its product is annotated as UDPN-acetylglucosamine pyrophosphorylase 1, putative. The record is from RefSeq and is a predicted model, not a curated record. Gene Ontology annotation, molecular function: UDP-N-acetylglucosamine diphosphorylase activity. Gene Ontology annotation, biological process: UDP-N-acetylglucosamine biosynthetic process. Bases 1 to 1476 code for a protein of 491 amino acids. The transcript has 9 exons. NCBI's taxonomy places the organism in Eukaryota, Discosea, Longamoebia, Acanthamoebidae.